Messenger RNA from Dovyalis caffra, 252 nucleotides. The record is from the annotation of a GenBank genome assembly. NCBI's taxonomy places the organism in Eukaryota, Viridiplantae, Streptophyta, Magnoliopsida, Malpighiales, Salicaceae.
AUGAAGAGAAAUCCACGGAAAGUAAAAUGGACCAAGGCCUAUAGGAGGUUGCAUGGAAAAGACAUGACACAGGAUUCGACCUUUGAGUUUCAGAGAAAGCGAAAUAGACCUGAGAGAUAUGACAGGAAUCUUGCUGAGAAUACUCUGAAGGCCAUCAAGAAGAUUGAUAAGGUCAGAUCUGAGAGGGCAGCUGACCACAUAAAGCAGAGGUUCAACAUCCAUCUCAUUUUCACCUUGAUGAAGCAGUCAUGA